CAGUUGCAUUGCUGUGAUGACAUGCUGAAACAAUGGGUUGUUGCCAGUAGCAGAAGCGCAGCACCUGGUCCUGUUGAUGCUCAAAGUUUGCAGAUCACAAUCGAAGCACUCUUUGUGAGCAUUUGUCAGAAAAAGCACUACCUUUACAGACAGAAUGAUCGCAACAAAAGGCGACAGAAAAUAACUCAAAAGAUAGCCCAGGAAAAGAAACGGUUUCUGGAAGACAUCCAGAGAUACAACCAACAGCCUGAUGGUGACCUUGUGGACACAGAGUUAGUUGUGCAGAAACUCUCUAACAGAGCUGCAGAGAGCAUGAUCUGGCCUUGGCAGGAACAGAACACAGACAGUGUGGACAUCCUCACAAAGAAGAAGCUCUUUGACCACGUAAUCCUUGCCUCACGGCUAAAAGAGGAAAAGCAGAUCCUUGUGAAGGAGAUGCUGCAGCACUGCCAGUACCUCAAGGACUCAGUGGCAAAGGUCCAGACACUGAUGGGCACUGUUUUAGUGAGCACACAGACAGGAAGCUUGCCAAAUGGAUUAACCGAGGAGGGGUCCAAGGGCCUCAUCAGUGCACUAAAAAGAAGACUGCAAGACCUGAGACUCCAACAGCAGACCAUAGCAGGCACCUACAGAUGCACUCUCAAACCAAGUAACAGGCUGGUGGAAGAGGACGACAGGGAAAUGGACUGGGACAGGGAAAUGGACAGGGAAAAAGAAAAGACUGGCAACGUGGCAACAGCUCGGAUGAUGAUGAUAGUGAUAAGGAGGCGGAUGCAGAGAAUUGAAUUCAAGUCACUUGGAUCUGAAUCACUCAGUCACAGCUGUAAUCGCCUGAAACCUAACUUGAUAUACUGUGAUGUAUACUGUGUGUUCUCUCCCUUUGAUCUCUACCUAUAAUGGCCCAGGCGAGUC
Hypomesus transpacificus is the source of this 912-nucleotide messenger RNA. RefSeq lists its product as uncharacterized. NCBI's taxonomy places the organism in Eukaryota, Metazoa, Chordata, Actinopteri, Osmeriformes, Osmeridae. Bases 22 to 897 code for a protein of 291 amino acids. The record is from RefSeq and is a predicted model, not a curated record. The transcript is spliced from 5 exons.